AUGGGCCAGCCAACAUGCGCUGCGGAGGAGCAGCUGCAGGCGAAGAUGGAGCAGGAGAUGGCAGCGGCCCGUGCCCAGCCAGAGAACGACGAAGAUUUCGAUGGAGUCACAGCAUCCUAUGUCCGUGCCCUCGUCCAGGGACAAGAAUGCGAGCGAACACAACAGCGCAUCCAAGUGCUGGUGAGCAGACUGGACGGUGUGGAGCACGUGCUGCAAGUAGAGCCAGACUGCAGCUUGCAUGACUUCAAGCGCCUACUGGUCAAGAAUGGUUUGGCUCGCGAGGGCCUGGCGGUUGAGAUGAUACUCGAAGGAGUGCCCCUGA
This is a messenger RNA of Symbiodinium pilosum, 322 nucleotides long. Lineage: Eukaryota; Dinophyceae; Suessiales; Symbiodiniaceae. The record is from the annotation of a GenBank genome assembly.